Molecule: messenger RNA, 3837 nt
Organism: Rhinichthys klamathensis goyatoka
Lineage: Eukaryota; Metazoa; Chordata; Actinopteri; Cypriniformes; Leuciscidae
Product: afadin
Exons: 23
Coding region: 322-3837 (1171 amino acids)
Biological process (GO): regulation of protein localization; signal transduction
Cellular component (GO): adherens junction
Molecular function (GO): cell adhesion molecule binding
Source: RefSeq, a predicted model, not a curated record
ACUAAAAAUAGAGAAUUUCUUUCUCUAAAUUAAGCUUGAAUGGCCAUAUUAGGACCUACCCCAUUUUGUACGUCAGUGUUGCUGUAGCCAUCACUUGAGGGCAUCAUGGGAAAUGAGGUUAGCCUUUCAACUGCUGUGUGUUAGGACAAACAAACCUGAACAAUCAACCAUCAGUCUGAAUGUUAAACAGGCUGGAAAAAAAAAUCAGUGCCAGGCAUUUGACGCGAGAAUAGUGCGAAGGUUAGUGAACCUCAGCAGAUUUGACUGCUUAAAAUAUAAACUUAAAAAUAUCUUUAUGUGAUAAACAAAGCUUAUCAAGCUAUGAAGGAAAUGCAAAGAAAUGCUUUUGAUUCGGACCAUGACGCUGAAAGGGGUCCCGAGGAGCGCCGGAGACUUCAGGAGAACAUUCGACAGUGGAAUUCCACCCGACUCAGCCUGUUUGAGAUCACUGAUCCUGAUGAGGACUCUGUAUUCCAUGGAGUUGUUCGUUUCUACCUCCAAGACCAUAUUUCAGGGAACUGUGCCACCAAAUGCAUUUGUAUCUCAAGCUCUACUACCACAAAAGAGGUCAUUGAAACCCUGCUGGAGAAGUUUCAGUGUGAUGAGGCACUAAAUCCUUUCCCAUAUUCAUUAUUUGAGGUCUUAAAAAAUCAAGAGGAUAGACAACUGGACCUUUCAGAAAAGCCCUUGGUGGUUCACCUCAACUGGAGUAAAGAUACAGAUGGCCGAUUUGUCUUGAGGAAUGACACUUCUGUAACUUCACAGAAUGGCUGUCUGGAAAAUAAGGAAAAAGUUGGGGUAAUCGAGAUUUUUAAAAGGACAUUAUCAAGGAAAGAGAAGAGUAAAAAGAAAGAGACGAAAAAAGAAGUUUCUCGCAGUCACAUGCUGAAGAACGAUGUCUCUGAAAGUAAAACGAACAGCGAAACACAAGUCUACUUGAAAGUGAAAUGGAAUCUCCCAAUCAGCAUUUCUUUAAAGGAAAAAGAUGAGGAUUGUUUCUUGCGUGCUGUGAUAAAUGACAUCAACAGCUCCACGAUUCACUUUAAGCUCUCGCCUGCAUAUGUGUUUUAUCUGGUUGGGCGAUUUUUAACCAGCCAACCCGGGCAGAAGAAUAAACCUCAACAACAGACUGAACAGAGACUCUGCAUUAUAUUUGACAAGAUUGUGAGCUUGAUUCAAGACAUCAUUGAGAAACAGAGGAACAUCGCAGUGGCUCUUGCCUUCUGGAUGGCCAACGCAUCUGAGCUCCUGAACUUUGUCAGACGGGACAGAGAUCUGUGUCCCAUCACACUCCAGGCUCAAAACACUCUUGCUCAACUUGUGCAACAGGCUUUCAGGUACCUGUCACAUUGGCUUCAGGUUGAUCUUGAAAACCACUUGCCUGCAUUCUUUGCUGAUGUAAAAAAGGAAACAGCUCAGGCAACUGAAAUGGAAGGCGUCUUGAACAUUCUCAUAAAGACCAUGAGUUUGCUCCGAAGGUGUCGGGUCAACCCUGCUCUGAGUAUCCAGCUCUUUUCUCAACUUUUUCACUUCAUGGGGGCCUGGAUCUUGAACCGGUUCACUGGACCGGGAUCAAAGCUGUGCUCGAACUACUGGGGCAAAACUCUACGGCAGCGUCUGAGACACAUAGAGGCCUGGGCAGAGAGACAAGGGCUGGAGCUGGCUGUUGACUGCCAUCUCAGUCGUAUAAUCCAGGCGACGAUGCUCCUGACCAUGACUUCUUACUCCACACGCGACUCCCUGAUGAUUCAGUCCACAUGUUACAAGCUAAACUCCCUGCAGCUAAGAGCACUGAUGAGCAAAUAUCACUACGCCCCAAAUCAACCCCACUUUCCACCCGCACUGAUAGAGCGCGUAGCUGCCUUGGCGGAGACCACAACAGAUGUUCUGAGAAGAGAGGGAGGAGAAAUCCAACUGGAAGAGGAACUAGAGCUUCACCUGCCUUUCCUCCUGCCCGAGGAUGGGUAUUCAUGUGAUUCCAUGCGUGGCAUUCCCAAGGGAUUUCAGGAGUUUUUAGAGCCCAUCUGUCGCAAAGGUCUCUGCAAGUUAGUUUCUCAUUCCAUCUGUGUUGGGACUUGGACCAUUUUCUUUGGCCUGUCAGAUUGUUCCACAGAGUGUUCAACUUGGAAACCUGAUCCAGUGAAAAUAACUCUAAAGAAACCUUUGCAUGGUGGGAUGGGAGUGAGCAUAGUAGCUGCCAAGGGGGCUGGACAGGAGAAGCUUGGCAUUUUUAUCAAAUCUGUCGUCCAGGGAGGAGCAGCAAAUGUGGAUGGAAGACUGAAUCCAGGAGAUCAGUUACUGAGUGUGGAUGGCAAAAGUCUCAUGGGAGUGUCACAGGAAAGGGCUGCAGAGAUAAUAAUGCACACUGGAUCAGUUGUAACGCUGGAAACUCUCAAGUCAGCAGCUGCAUAUUACGGUUUUGAGGGAGUAUUUACCCAGCCGCCACAAACAUCAUCUAAAGAUCAUGAUAAUGGUGGACAGUCAAAGCAGAAGUCCAGUGCCUCUGAUCUCUGUGACAGUGCCGAACCAUCAGAUUCUGGUCCAUCAAGACCACCAGUAACCUUUAGAAACCAGCACUCAAUCAGCAGAGCAAACACAAAACAAAACCAGAAAUUGCUCAAGAAGAAACUGGAGUAUCGUUCAAAUCCCAACCUGACAUAUACGGCUGUUGAUCCAGUUCUCCAUGAAAAGAUAAUGCUAUCUUUAUCCACUGACAAUUUAAUGGAUUCUGUGAAACCCAGAAACACUCUUUUAAACACAGACACUUAUCACAGAGAAUAUCUGACCCUGCCAGCAUCCAAACUGCACAGCAAUAAAGUACCCGGAACCAGAGAAAAACCUCAGCAAAUUUCUGCAUUCUCCAGGGAUCUGCAAAAGAUCAGCAUUAUGAAACAGGCACAUUCUCAAGACAAUCUUUGGAGUGUAGAAAAAGGACGCCCUCUUGUGAACAGAUCAAGAUACUUGAAGAAACAGCAAGAACUGAGCAAAUGGAACAGCCUUACAACCAUAAGCCCAAUGGAUUCCAGCUUGUCCAGCAUGGGACACAAAAAUGGACUCUGGAAGAUCCCGACAACCACCCAGUCCGUCCCUCUAUCGCAGCCGAAACGAAUGGACGUCCCCUACUCGCCACAAGCCAGCAGUCUUUCAUUUAGCACAUUCCGUCAGCCUGCGGAAACCCAAAUUAUGUCUCCAGCACACCAUCAGUAUCAACACCAACAUCAGAGCAAUGCAUCACCAUCUCAAAGACCACAGCAGGUCCUCAAGAAAAAAAACGUUGUCUUCCACUCAUCUGUGAAGACAUCCCAGAAUAACACAGCCUCAGAACGUUUAAGUGCUAAUCUUGAACAGAAAGUGGUCGAGAAGACUAGUAAACUCGCUACUACAGACCUGCUGGGACAGGAAGUGCAGCAGCUGCAGGCCAAAGUGUGGCGCACCCUGGAGGAGAGUGAACGUCUGCGCAGACUCUCUCUAGAGCUGCGGUUCCAGAGGAGACUAGAGGAGUACCAGCACAACGGGGAUGAAGAUGAGGAUGAGGAUGAUGAGAGCCAUUCCGGGGAAGAACGGAAGACGUUUCAGACAGGAAGGGAUGUAGUGAGUAACUGUGAGAAGAAUGAAACUGGGGCUGACCAGCAAAAGGAAGGCCACUUUUCUCAAGAGGACAGUUUGAAAGAUGGAAUCAAACAUGAAUCUAUGGGAUAUGAAAUGAAGUUCUCUUCUAGUGAAAUGGAUCACAGAAGCUUCAAAACACAGCGAGCCCCAGAGAAUCUGAGCUUUAAGGAGCGUCAGCAGCUGUUUUCUUUGGAAAUGGUCACUUCAAGUAAAGUCAAAGUGUCCUGA